Sardina pilchardus (European sardine) is the source of this 2807-nucleotide messenger RNA. RefSeq names its product opioid growth factor receptor-like protein 1. The coding region runs from base 63 to 1961 and encodes 632 amino acids. The transcript has 8 exons. Lineage: Eukaryota; Metazoa; Chordata; Actinopteri; Clupeiformes; Clupeidae. The record is from RefSeq and is a predicted model, not a curated record. Gene Ontology annotation, molecular function: opioid growth factor receptor activity. Gene Ontology annotation, cellular component: membrane.
CUGUCUUCCUGAGACUUUCAUUUACGUGAAGUGACGCUACUUUCGGUUUUCUUUCUGAGUCAAUGACGCGGUCUAGGGAAAACAAUUCACGACGAGGAAUGAUCUCCUUCAGACGCUUGGUCAACUGCGUUGUAAAUAUUCUCUCCUACUUUGCUCGUCCUUUGUUGGAUUGGGUACCACUUACACUUAAUUCAGUUAUGUAUUGUGGUAGUACUAGUCCUAAAGGCAACGACUAUGACAGCGAGUCUGAUGACUUCAUUUGCGAAUAUGACUCUACGUGGGAAGACGAUGAGGACAACACAAAUGCAACCUCGAAGACUCAUAGGCCGAGCCUCUACUCAUGGGGUGGAAGAAACAUACGUGCUGCAAAGGAUAUGCAGACGUACAGACAUGACUAUCCAGAUCAGGGGGAUCCUCUACCUUGUCAGGAUUUUCAACCCAAUUUGAAGUUCUACAAAAAUGAAGAAAAAUCUCAACCUGAUGACCUCUCCAUAUUAGACUUCCACAAUAAAUGGAAGGGUGAUUAUUCAAGCCUGGAAAGAGUGCACACAUUCAUCCAGUGGCUCUUCCCAAUACGAGAGGAUGGUAUGAACUUUCAAGCAUAUAAACUCACAAAAGAUGAGAUAAAGGCAUUCAAAGAAGAUGAGACAGCGAAAGAUAGAUUGAGAAUCUCGUAUGAGCUGAUGCUGGAUUUUUAUGGCAUAAAACUGGUGAACGAUAAGACAGGGGAUGUACAAAGGGCAGACAACUGGGAGGAGCGUUUUCAGAACCUCAACAGGUAUACACACAACAGCCUUCGCAUCACUCGAAUCCUUAAGUGUUUGGGCACCUUGGGAUUCGAACACUAUCAAGCACCUCUGGUCCGUUUCUUCCUGAAGGAGACCCUUGAGAACGGGGAGCUCCCAAAUGUGAAGGAGAGCGUCCUGGACUACUUUCUGUUUUCCAUCCUUGACAAAGCAAAGCGCAAAGAACUGAUCAAGGAAGCUUUCAUAAUGUUCCAACAUAGUCGGGGAAGUGGAAAGAGAACAAAUACAUUUACAUGGUGCCCCAAGUGGGUCCAGAAAAAGUUCCAGGAAGAGCUCAAUAGGGUAGAAACAGGGAUUGACUCUGUGGAUGAAACUAAGUCCGCCGUCAGUUCACAGUUAGAAGAGGAGAAAGAUUUAGGCAGACCCGAUGAUGCCAAUUUGGGUAGUCAAUCUUCAGAGGGCAAGCUUUCAGAUAAGGAUGAUGAAACCAAUCAAAAAGAUGGUGAAAAACAUCAAAAUACUGAAGAGGCAGGUGAUGGUAUGGAGGCAAAGAACAGCAUUAGUGACAAACAAGAGAACAAAGGCAGACCAGAUGGCUCCAGCUUGGGUAGUGAAUCUUUACCCAGCAAGCACCCUGAUAAGAAUGAUGAAACAUCAGCCAAUAAAGUAGAUGGUGAAAAACAUGAAACGACUGAAGUGGAAGGUGACGCACAGAUUAACAUUAGUGACAAACAAACAGGACAAAGUGCCAACAUGCCAACGGCUAAGAAUGACAGCUCAGCCAGUGGAUCCAAUCAGCCAUUACCAUUAAAUACAGUGAAAUUAGUUGAAGAUACCAAUCAGUGUUGCACAAAUCAAGAUGAAUCACGUGUUCAAAUAGAAGAUGAAACCUCAACAGUUCUUCCUCAGAACAAUCCUGACGGCAGUACAGAACAGGGAAACCAGGGAGUUAGGACAACAGGAAGCUCUACAGAACCUUCUAAAAUAACAACAGCAGAGUCAGGUAAUGACAACUUGUCCUCAGAUUGCCAAAGAGGUAGUAACCAGUCCAGCUCCUCCAUAGAUGACUCUGGUCAGGUUAAUGAGAACAUAGUGCAAACAGAUCUUAAUCAGAAAAAUAACAAAGAUACUGAGGAGGAGCCUGUUGAUUUGUCAGCUGAGAUGUCUGAGUUACGGGUUGAUGAAUCAGUAGCCACGCGAAGUAGCACCAAAUAAGUGUGCAAAUAUAGGUGUUAAGUCAAUGUAAUGUGCCAAAAAGCAAAAAGGAGCUGAGAAUUCAAGCACUGAGCUGAAUAAAUUAUCUCACUGAAAUUCAGCAACUCCACCUGAAUCAGUAAAGGAGAUGGCUGUUCUUCCUGCCAUAGUCGUGAGAGUGUUCAAAGUUACAGUAUGUUUAGCCAUUGAUAUAUUUGCCAAUGAGGAUUGAGUAUAGGCAACAUACUGCAAAUAUUUUAUGUUCAGAGAAUGUUUUACCUUUCUAUGCACUAUUUUUGUUUUGAGUAGCUUGUAAGUUUUGACUUGAGUGCAGUGAAAGCAUGCACAUUAUUAACCAAUAAAGGUGGUGUUUUAUUGAACUUCUGAGAGUCGAAUAAAAAGCAACAAUUGACUUUAAAUGCAACAUUAAAAGACAUGCAAAAUACUCAAGAUAGCAUGUAGAAUAUCAGCAAUAUAUAUUGUUCCCUUCAGCGUACAUCACUACUAUGAACCAUGUAAAACAAAAAUGCAUUCUUAACGUAAUAUUAGCACCAUACGUUUAAUGGGGAAAGCACAAUAUACGCAUUCAUGUUGUUUAUCUUGGUCUGGUCCACAAGCAUUUAGAGAAAGUACUUAUAGUUUAUUGCAGAUUUAUUGGAGAUAAGAGUUACUGUAUCAUAAACAGAUUAUCUCAAGAUGUCCUGCCUUUUAAAAUUCCAUGAUACACCUAUUUGUUUUACCAUUAGGCAUCAUGGUUAAUUGAAUGAUUGUUUCAUUAAUGUUGUUUUAACACAGAAAUGUGUGUCACAUAUUCCCCUUUUUCAGUUCUGGCUUCUCUUCAGUGUUCAUAAAAUGUUUUUCAUUGUU